AUGUCAGAAAAGCGCCAUGACGUGCACGAAGCUGAGCGAAAAAAUUCCCGGACGGUGGUGGUAGUAAGAGAAGAAGCCGACCCGACCCCGGGUAGCACUAUCAGAGACGAUCGCCGCUGCGACCGUCACCUUGCUUUGUCGGUCUCUUUCCAACUUUCAGAUGCCUACGCCUUUGCUAGCAGGUUAGAGUCCGGAGACUCGUACCAGGAAAACUGGAGGCUUCUGUUCAACAUCGUCACGAUUCAUGGCGCCUUUACCUUUCUUUCCAUUCUUCUGGCUCCCUUCUCCCGGCGUUUCGGUUUUUCAAUACACGUUCUGCGUUGCAAGAUAUAUGCGCCAAUUUUUCCACGCAGAAAGCUGCCUAACCCCGGAGGGUGGUCCCUGAUACUGAAUGACGCUAUCGAGACUGCUGUGACUGCAUUAGCACUGCAUCCAGAGGAAUUUCGACUUGUUCGGAGGGUACAGAAGGAUCGAAACGUCGCUGCGUGGUUCCGGUGUCGUGCAAUCUCUGUGAAAUGGUCAAUCAACGGACGUCGGGUCAAUAUCACUGAUACUCAUCCGAACGACCUAGAUUUCACCCAGUUCUCCGCGUAUAUGCACUCUCGGAAGCGAGACAUUAGCGGCAUAAUGUUACUCGUUCUCAUUCUACUUGUCGUUUCAUUCCGCUCAGCCAUGGGGCCCCGCAUAUUCUCUUCGUCCGAUCGUAUCAUCAAGCUGCUACUGGCACUUACCAGUCUUCAUGAGCGAGUCUCUCUAGCAGGAGUAGACGGUCCUCUGUACAAUGGCGGUUGGGAUACCGGCACAGAAUACUACGACGAUGUUAGAUAUACUAAUAUGACCACUUGCUCAGCUGAGCUGCAACGAUCCGGGUUAUGGUUCCAACCGCUGAAUUUCUGCGGCAGAUCUAGAACAUGCCCAUCUAGUGGAGCGGUAUAUCAGCAUCGGAUCUAA
This is a messenger RNA of Desarmillaria tabescens, 951 nucleotides long. RefSeq lists its product as uncharacterized. Lineage: Eukaryota; Fungi; Basidiomycota; Agaricomycetes; Agaricales; Physalacriaceae. Bases 1 to 951 code for a protein of 316 amino acids. The record is from RefSeq and is a predicted model, not a curated record. The transcript has 5 exons.